UUCUUUUUCUUCCCUUUCGCGAAUUUUCAUAUAUUUUUCUUUUUGGAACGUUACCUAAUUUUGCGUUACAAUGAAUUCACUCAGUACCGAAGAAGUCCCUAUCCAGAGCUCAAUACCAGAAUCAUUUGUACAAAGAUCGCGUGCAAGACAAGAAAAGCUUAGACAAGCAGCUGCUGAUCGCAAAGCUAGGAUUCAUUGCGACAGCGACGAUAGUCUUGAUAGCCGAAAGGAAACAACACGAAAGCAUACGAUAAAAGAAGGUGGGAGAGAUGUACGAAGCGCACACAGUUCGAUAAUACCCAGUAAAAAGGAAACAUCCAGUACGAGAACUGCAAGAUCUCUCAAGAAAUCAAGGUCACUGCCUGCUUCCAUCUUGAAGCCUAAACUAGAGGCGGCUCCAAAUAUGCCCGACUUAAAAGUGAGAGUACAAAGUAUCAGCAGCGAAAGCCUCCCUGAAGUUCAAAGCCUGAGCAUUAAAGUUACAGAACCUUACCAAGGCGAUUCCAAGCCUCAACAUCGAAGGUCACCCCGUCUGACAGUAAAUGACCAGAAUAACAUGGGGUAUGACAGCAUUGAAGAACAGCUCAUCGACAUCUAUGGUGACAGCAAGUGGGUGCGAAAAGAUCGUGCUUCAAAAACACCUUCGGAAAGUACCAGUGGUGAAUUUGUAAAAUUUAAGCAAAUGGAUCCGUCGUUGUUGUGCAGCUCCCGACCAAAGGUUCAGUACGAGCACUUUUUAUCUUCGACCCUUCCUCUUUUGCACCGUUUCACCUAUUCUCAAGUCAAUACAUUAUCAAGAAGGGAAAGCGAACUCAUCAAACAAAUUCAAACGGAGGUCGAGUUACAUCCACAUUCAAUUCGCAAGUAUGCAAGCACCUUGGAGCCGAUACUUAGACAAAAGAUUGGACUACUGAUUGUCCUCUAUGAAUCGGUUCGAGAUGUGGCUUCUAUAUCAAUUUUAGAGGAGCAGCUGCAUGAUCUGGACUGUGGUGAAGACAACAGUGUCAGUACGGAGACCAAUCUUGGCAGCCCUUAAUUCAGUUGGGAGACGGGGGGGACAGAACAUCUUGGCGGCGUUUGAAUUUCGCAACAGUACUUUCAUUGGAACUCCAAGAGCGACAGCAUUCCAGUUACUUCUUUAAACUUUAGAUUUGUAUAGUUAGUGCUAUCUAACACACCAUGGAGAAGUACUCACGCUGGAGGGAUGCCGGUACAGGAAUUCAACCUUUUUUGCCACCUGUCGUAAGAUAUCAACAUUCACAAGGCCAUAGACUGAA
Umbelopsis ramanniana AG is the source of this 1277-nucleotide messenger RNA. RefSeq lists its product as uncharacterized. Lineage: Eukaryota; Fungi; Mucoromycota; Umbelopsidomycetes; Umbelopsidales; Umbelopsidaceae. The record is from RefSeq and is a predicted model, not a curated record. The transcript has 4 exons. Bases 71 to 1036 code for a protein of 321 amino acids.